UUAUCAAGUAGGCAUGCAUAUUUUCGGGUCAAUCUAAAAAUUCUAAUCAUUGCAAUGUAAUGCUGCUAAUCAUGACUAUCGAAUUUUUCAAUAAUAAAUUCAUCAUGUACCAAAUGGUAUUAACCUCGGUUUCAUUAGUCUUUUUUAAUAAUAAUUCAAAAAUAAAUAUGGUAUUAAUCUUUUUAUAUUUUGUAUGUAUAAAUGUAUAUAUGAAAUAUGUCAAAAAUCUGUCUGUUGAUAUUUCUGUAGCUUAGAACUCAAUACGUUUGCACGUAGAACGUGAUAUAGCAUGGAGAUGAAAAAAAUAAGACUACAUGGUUUAUCACUACAAGCCUGUUUUAAGAUAAACUCACUCUUCAGGAGGAUGAAAUGUAUAUAUGUAUAUAUGUAUAAAUAUAGUAUAUAUUUAUAACUAGAUUUUUGUUCUACAGAAAGCAGUAGUGCUAUGAACAGAAUUUGUAGGAAAUACAAUGACAAAAGACAAUUCAUUAUUUUCCGGAACGCGUUUCAUCCUUUCAACGAGGAAUCAUCAGCCUAUUUCAAUAUAUACUUAGAUAAAUAUACUUCAUUAGUUUUUCAUUUUCUAUUGCAAAAGUGCUGAAUCGGCCGAGCACUUUCGAACGUAGAUCCACAAUUGCGUAUUUCGCGCUGUUUUUGCUGCUGAUUGACGUCAGCCUUAUUUAGUGACUCAAAGUUUCAUCAUUACCCGUCCAGUUUGGUAACUACCAUGUCGAACCAUGUCGUAUGACUACUUCAUUAUAAGAUCGUAUGUGUGUUUCCGGUGCAGUGAAUUCUGUGAGUGGCUUGUUUGAACAGCUGUUUUCACUUUAAAGGUGGAAAUACCCCCGAGGUUUAAGGCCUAGUCACCCCUCACCCGAAGGGUAAUCGUCUGUUUCCUUCAAUGUUAUAUCAACCAGAGGUUUACAUGUCAUAUAUCCAAAUUAAAAAACCUACAACGUCUAGAUAGCAGGUAAAUGACAAUCAUGAAAGUUCAGCAAACAAUAAUGGCAUUGAUAUUCUGACACAGCCUGUUUGAUAAAAACAGGUGCUUCUGUUGCUAAGGCUUCUUCUCCUUGUGUUGCGUCUGAAUGGAAGAGUAGCUUUAUCAAUUCCGCAUUUGUGUUAUUGUAGUUCGUCAUAGAAUACAACUGUCAAAAUCACUGUCGCCUAAGUGUACAAAAAACCAAGAUUACGAUGUUUGGGUACUCCAGUGUUGCUUGACCCCAAGUUGAAUAAGGUGUCAAGUAAAACGGCCUAUCAAGGAAUUGAACAAGAUAUAGUGAACUAAAGACGAGCGCACAAAUAUUUGACAUCGGACUGCCUGCCAGUCGAAAAAUGGAUUGGCUUUACGCGUUAAUUGAACUUCUUUUCCUUCACACCUUCCUACUACAUUCAGAGAUACUUCGCUUGCCCUGUUCCACAUUUGCCAACUUCACUGAAAUACACAGAGACAGUUCUAUUUCUUCAUCCUUUAAAAUCAUCUACAAUGUAGAUGUUAAUACUUGUAAGUUCGAAUGUAUAAGAGACAGAAAAUGCAAGUCCAUAAAUGUGAGUGAGGAUGACGGUGCUUGCGAGUUAAAUGCAAAAGCAGCAGAAGAUCCAAAGGAUAGGAUCAAAACACAUCCCAGAUAUGGAUGGACUUAUUACUCCACUCUUUACAAUCAAACAUCGGUUGGUCAAAAAUGCAGCAAAGAUAAUAGAUGCCCGCCUGGAAGAAAAUGUGUUGAUACAUGCAUUUGUCCAGGCUACAGGUGCAUAAAGUUGGAUUCUUGCUCGGACUGGUACAGAAAUGGGGCCAGAUCCAAUGGUAUAUAUUACAUUUUCGACCAUUAUAACAAAACAAAUAAAGUUUUCUGUGAUUUUGAGGCAAAGAGAAGAUAUAUUUGGACGUUGGUGAUGUCUAUUCAGUUUAAAAACAACAACCUGGUAGAUACGAUACCUCUCACUUCGAAUUUUUCACUUAAUGAACAGAAUCCAAAUUGGAUGCUAUACCGACUUUCCAAACCAAAUAUGAUGAGAAUCAGAAACACCUCGACUCACUGGCGUGGUACUUGCAAUGCUGGCAAGCGUCAAAACACUACUGUGGAUUCUAUCAGAGUUGCUUUAAAAGAGCUUGAUCCUCCAAACUUCAAUGGAGCUGAUGAAUGUAAGAAAGUUGAGUACGUCAACAUCAGGGGAAUCGAGGGAUACAAUGUAUCAGUGACAUUUUGGCAGGUGACCAAUAUAAUGCUUCACGUGGACAGUAGCGAAACUGGUUGUUCUUUCAACGCCACGAAAGGAUCUGUGUUCAGCGAAGACAACUUUGGCUACUACCUCAACUCUAACCCUAAAUUCAGCUGUACGGAAAGCAAAAAUGCAACCACGCAAAUCUGGUUCGGAGAAAUUCUUUGAGUUUUGCUGUUUGGCCUGCUUUUUUAAGACUGUUAAGAAAGCUACAGGGGUUGAUUCAUGGUAUUCACUCUAGGAACGUUUGAAAAAAAGCAAGAGGGCCGUUUCCAUCCUAGUUAAUUGUCUAAUUUAAUACUAGUUUGCUCUAAUUGCUAAGCUACUAAUUGUUUCAAUUUUCAUCAUUCUUGACAAGAUUGAUAAAACUAUCAAGAUAUUGAAUGGCUCAUACAUCUAACAUUAUACCUGAAUAUGGUUGGCAGUUUACAACCUCUUCAGUUAAUGGAAAAUGGUUAUGUUCACGUUUUCGAAGAAAAUAGUUGCUUAGCCUAAGUAAGCAGGUUUAAUUUAAAACUAAUUGAGAACUUAACAGGUCCUUUGUUGAUAGCAGAAAAUUCUUUUUACUGAACAAGUUUACAUGUCAAAAUAUAGUUAUUCUUGUUGCUGUUAUUAAACCUCAUGAAGAUAAUUUGAAUACACUGUCUGCAUUAGUUAAAUAUUGACUUUGAAGAUUAAUGACCAAUUUCUCUGAAAAUUCUCUGGAAAUCUAAAAAAAAUGGACGAAAGCUACAGGCUUGAAAACAUUUGUUGAAGGGCUAGUAAAAACUCCAGCCUUACUGAAUUUUCAUUUAUACUUUUUAUGCCUACAUCAUACGAGCACAUUUUAUAAACAUUCGUAAUUUUUGAAUGUCUAAAUACAUUCAUACAUUUCAGUAAGAAUUUUUACAUUUUAAUCAAACGAUAACCACUUAUUGAGGCGAGCAAUGGUUGCAGAAACUCUUCGUUUGAAAUAUGUAUCAAUCAGCAACAAGAUUUAAAACUUUGCAAAUUAAGUGAGAUUAUAUUGAAUCAUCAUUUUCUCAAUCAGAAUGGCUGCACAAAAUAAACAAAUUUUCCAAACCAUAUAAAAUAAAAGCAUUAUAGACGUGUCCGCUUGGUAACCUCUUCAUCAAAUAUUUAUACUUUAUCAGUGAAUCCAGUUGUGGGUCGAAAUUUUUCUUUAGUACGUUUUGUUGUUUACUUAAAAGACGUGAUCGACUCUCAAUUUUAUUGAUUUUGUUCAAGCAAGUUGAGAAAUGAA
This is a messenger RNA of Rhopilema esculentum, 3466 nucleotides long. RefSeq lists its product as uncharacterized. The record is from RefSeq and is a predicted model, not a curated record. Lineage: Eukaryota; Metazoa; Cnidaria; Scyphozoa; Rhizostomeae; Rhizostomatidae.